CUGGUAAUUUGAUGCCUUUCAAAAUAAAAAAAUAAAAAAUAAAACCAGAGCUCUCCCACCUAUCCAAAGAAUGCAGCCGCCACGCCGCCGGAGAAAGAUACAGCUGCCCCUUCUGCUCCUCCUCCUCUUCGCCGUCCUCCCAGCCGCCGUAGCUAACCGUGACUUCCCCUGCAAGCCUCCGCACUUCAACUCUUUCCCCUUCUGCAAUACCUCCCUCCCAAUCGCCGACCGCGUUCGCUCUCUCAUCUCACUCCUCACCCUCCAAGAAAAGAUCAAGCAGCUCUCCAACACUGCCGCUGCCGUCCCCCGUCUCGGCCUUCCUCUCUACGAGUGGUGGUCGGAAUCCCUCCACGGCGUCGCCGGAAAUGGCCCCGGUGUCCGCUUCAACGGCUCAAUCUCUACCGCUACUGUCUUUCCUCAAGUCAUCCUCUCCGCCGCUUCUUUCAACCGCACCCUAUGGCGCGCCCUCGCCCGCGCUAUUGCCAUCGAGGCUCGCGCCAUGUACAACGCCGACCAAGCCGGGCUCACGUUUUGGGCUCCGAACAUCAAUAUCUUCCGCGAUCCUAGAUGGGGGCGCGGCCAGGAGACACCUGGAGAGGAUCCUAUGGCCGCUUCUGUUUACGCUGUUGAUUAUGUUUCCGCCUUCCAGUCGCAGUCGGGCUGGAAUCCGAAUGAGUCCCUUUUUAUCAGAGGCAGUAGUAGGAGGAUUUUGGGGGAGGGCGGCGACCGUGGAUUGUUGAUGAUGUCCGCUUGUUGCAAGCAUUAUACGGCUUAUGAUCUGGAGAAGUGGGGAAACUUCACUAGAUACACAUUCGACGCUCAGGUUUCCGAUCAAGACAUGGAGGACACAUUCCAGCCACCGUUCCGGAGCUGCAUCAAAGAAGGCGGUGCUAGCUGCUUGAUGUGUUCCUAUAACCAAGUGAACGGCGUUCCGUCCUGCGCCCGCGGAGAUCUAUUGACGGAAAUAAGAGAACAGUGGGGAUUUGAGGGAUAUGUCACUUCAGACUGCGACGCCGUGGCUAUAAUUUUCGAGGAUCAGAAGUACGCUUCAUCGCCAGAAGAUGCAGUUGCUGAUGUGCUGAAAGCUGGGAUGGACAUCAACUGCGGCAAAUAUUUGCUUAAUCAUACGGAGUCAGCUGUGAAGCUUGGAAAGGUGAAGGAGGAGGACAUCGACCGUGCACUCUUCAAUCUGUUCUCUGUUCUGUUCAGGCUCAAGCUUUUCGACGGAAAUCCGGCGAAGCAGCAGUACGGGGAGUUAGGAGCCGGCAAUGUGUGUACCAAAGAACACAGGCAGCUUGCUCUCGAAGCUGCGAGACAAGGAGUGGUGCUUCUGAAGAAUGAGGGAGGGCGUCUGCCACUAAGAAGGAGCAAUGUGGCUUCCAUGGCUUUGAUUGGUCCUGCCGGAAACAGAACUGAGGUUCUGGGCGGCGGCUACAGCGGAGUUUCCUGUGAUCCCAAGACGCUUCUUGAUGGGCUGAGAGAUUAUGUGCCGAGCACCGCUUUUGCUGCCGGCUGCGCCAACACCUCCUGCGUGACCGCUAAUGGCUUGAAAGAGGCGGUUCGAGUAGCCGGAGCGGCGGAAGUUGUUGUUGUGGUUGCAGGGCUGAACCUUACCGAAGAAACUGAGGACCAUGAUAGGGUGAGCUUGCUGCUUCCAGGGAAGCAGAAGGAACUUGUUCAUGCCAUUGCCUCUGCAAGCAAGAAGCCUCUGAUACUGGUUCUUAUGGGUGGAGGUCCUCUUGAUGUUUCCUUUGCAAAAGAGGAUUCCAGGAUUUCCGCCAUUAUAUGGAUCGGCUACCCCGGUGAAGUUGGUGGGCAGGUGCUUGCAGAGGCUCUCUUUGGUGAUUUCAACCCUGGUGGGCGGCUGCCAGUGACUUGGUACCCAGAAUCCUUCACUACCGUGCCAAUGAACGACAUGAACAUGAGAGCUAAUCCUUCAAGAGGUUACCCAGGAAGAACCUAUCGAUUCUACUCAGGAAAGAUUGUUUAUGAGUAUGGUUAUGGCUUAAGCUACUCCAGCUAUGCCUACAAAUUCUUAUCUGCUCCUAGUAAAAUAAGCUUGGCGAAUUCCUCCUUUUCUGAAGCUCUCAUCGAUAGAGAACCUGCAUCUGAAGGGCAUGGCGAGGUUGAUUUUCUGCGCAUUGAUGAGACCACACCAUGCGAGGACUUGCAGUUUACUGUGAAGAUUUCAGUAGCAAACAAUGGAGAAAUGGAGGGAAGCCAUGCUAUAUUGUUGUUUUCCAGAUCUGCUAAAAGCAUUAGAGGCUCGCCGAAGCGGCAGCUGGUCGGAUUCGACCGGGCGUUCACAGCUGCUAAUGGAGUCUCUGUGAUUGAAAUGUUGGUAGAUCCUUGCAAGCAUAUGAGCUCUGCAAAUGAGAAAGGAAAGCUUAUUUUGGUACUGGGUACUCAUAUGUUGGUGCUGGGAGAUACAGAACAUGAACUACUUAUUUGCAGUUGAAGUGAAUUGUAGAAUAAAGAUGCACUUUGCUGCUUUGAUCUGAUUCGAUUGGUUAUAAAGCUGAGAUUCUAGACAUGAUUUAGUGUUUGGUUUGAUUAGCUUCUUUUCUGCUGAUUUUAAUAUUAUGUUUCUCUAGAUUUA
This is a messenger RNA of Dendrobium catenatum, 2599 nucleotides long. RefSeq names its product probable beta-D-xylosidase 6. Bases 71 to 2458 code for a protein of 795 amino acids. NCBI's taxonomy places the organism in Eukaryota, Viridiplantae, Streptophyta, Magnoliopsida, Asparagales, Orchidaceae. The record is from RefSeq and is a predicted model, not a curated record. Gene Ontology annotation, biological process: xylan catabolic process; arabinan catabolic process. Gene Ontology annotation, cellular component: plant-type cell wall. The transcript is spliced from 5 exons. Gene Ontology annotation, molecular function: alpha-L-arabinofuranosidase activity; xylan 1,4-beta-xylosidase activity.